UGAACUCCAAAAGCCUCUGCAAACUUUUCAAAACCUCUCCUUGUAAUGGCUGUUGUUCCAACCAUAUACUAUGCCCGAUAUCAUAACGACUCGAUCAAUCCAAUCCAAAUCAUUUUCGGGUCGAACAAGCUAGCCUACAACGUUUGCGCGUGCAGUCCCGUUUUAAAGAACCCACCAAGUAUUUUGAACCGCAAACAAUGGCCGGAGAUAUCGAGUUACGGUCCGUCUGCCAUUUCGAUCACGGCGGAGACAAGAAAGUCUAGAAGAGGGUUUGAGCCACAUGCUUGGGAGUGUAGCAGUACCAAUGAGAAACAGUUGAGAUCAUUGGGCUCCUAUUUUGGAAGGCUCAAAGGUGGUGGAAAUAAGAGAAAAUUUGAUUCUUUGGAGAAGAUUGAGGUGCUUGAUACUGGUCAGUUCACAGCAAAGAAGGAGCUGCAAUUGCUUGAUGAUUAUUUUGAAAAAGUUGAUAAAGAUAAAGACCUGCACAAUCAUACUCUAUCUGCUUUUGAUGAACAAAAUGAAGGCAAAUUGUUCUUCACAUCAUCCCCUUUUGAAGAUCAAGAAGAAAAUACACCGAUACGACAUGAGCGAUUGAAUGAUACGAUUAGCACAACCGUCCAAGAAGACGAAAUCAGUGACCUCUACUUAAUAAGUAGCUUGGUUUCUGUAAACAUAGCGGUUUUCUUGUUUGAAAUAGCAAGUCCAGUAAAAAACUCAGAGCUGCAACUCUUUUCACUCCCCUCUGUAUAUGGAGCAAAGAUAAAUGAGUUGAUUCUUGUAGGAGAGUGGUGGAGGCUUGUGACGCCUAUGUUUCUGCAUUCAGGAGUUUUUCAUGUUGGUCUCAGUUGUUGGGCACUUCUUACAUUUGGUCGUCAAGUUUGCAGAGAAUAUGGUCCCUUUACAUUUUUCUUGAUCUAUGUCUUGGGAGGAGUUUCUGGCAAUUUCACAAGCUUCCUCCAUACUCCCGAGCCGACGGUUGGUGGCACGGGGCCUGUGUUUGCCAUGAUUGGAGCUUGGCUUAGUUACCAAUUUCAAAACAAAGGUGUGAUUGCAAAGGAUGUUUUAGACAACAUGUUUUUAAAGGCAAUAAUUGCAGCUGUCAUCAGCUCAAUUUUAAGCAAUAUUGGUCCAAUUGAUGAAUGGACCCAUACAGGAGCCGCGUUUAGUGGGAUGGUGUACGGGUUUUUGACACCCCCAAUAGUAGAAGUGGACGAUUCUUCUUCUUCGUCUCCUUCCUCAAGGAGAGGCCAACAAGAGGGAAUCAAACUUGUUAGAAAGUAUGCUGAUCCUUGCAAAUCAUUUGCAUUUUUUGCUCUCUUCAUUUUGGUAUUCUUCUCUUUGCCCUUCUUUAUUCAACCUCCUCCCACCACAUUCCCAUUAAAUCUAUGACAUUUGGGAAGUUUUAGUUCAAGUUUGGGUGUGGUUUUAGAGCAAAAUAAUUAAGCAACUCUAUGGUGUAUGAGUUUGUAAGGCCAUGAUGUGUAGGCUAUGAUUUUUUAACUUUCAAAAGUUUUAUUUUAGUUUGUUACUUUAAUAGUUGUAAUAAUUUUGUAUUGA
Momordica charantia (bitter melon) is the source of this 1557-nucleotide messenger RNA. Its product is annotated as Rhomboid-related intramembrane serine protease family protein. Gene Ontology annotation, cellular component: membrane. The record is from RefSeq and is a predicted model, not a curated record. Lineage: Eukaryota; Viridiplantae; Streptophyta; Magnoliopsida; Cucurbitales; Cucurbitaceae. Gene Ontology annotation, molecular function: serine-type endopeptidase activity.